GUCGGUCGGUGUCCAUCCAGCGGUGGCGGCAGCAGCGGCAGAGUGGGCGGACCGGGUGAGAGACUACACAUGAGCGAAACUCAGUGGCUGGCACGGCGGAGAAUCCGGUAUACACGCUAUAGUACGGAGGCUUCAGCUGGCAGCUGUUUCACAUUUUUAUGGCACGUGAACACGGUACCGCCCUCACUAACAUCUGGAGCUCGCGCUUAACAGGGAAACCACUCUUCCUUGUGGCCGCGUGAUGAGGCAGGUAGAACUUAUGUAGUGCAGUGAGCGUUUCACCGGCGGGGACCCCUCUGUGCUGUACUCGGCAGAAAGAACCGGCCUCAUCUUGAAGCUGGCAGGUGUCGGGGGAGGCAGCGAGCAUGGAUGAGCCGAGCAGCAGGAACAGCAGCCUCCAGAGGAAGAAGCCACCAUGGCUGAAACUGGACAUCCCAACCAUCCAGCUGACACCGGAUGACACGCCAGCGCCCAACCAGCCGGUAAGGCGCCUGCGCAGCGUCAGCAUGCCAGGGGAAAACCCUCAGACUUGCAUUGCUGCCUUGGAAACUUCCAACAACUACCUCAGACCUCCUGCAGAGAGAUUACCCUCCAUCACUCAGUCCAUUAAAAGUGAGAAAAGGGUGCGCUUUGAACGCAUCAACACCGUUCCCCCAAAGGGCCAGAGGAGCCCCAGGAGGGUGUCAACCAUCCGAAGGCGGUCCUGUAUCCCCAAGAUACUGACCCGGCGGCGUUCAUCUAUACCAAAACAAAUCAUCAGGGGUACGGCUGACUGGUUUGGGGUGAGUAAGGACAGUGACAGCACCCAGCGAUGGAGGAGGAAGAGCCUGCAGCACUGCAGUCAUCUGUACGGGGGUCUGAAGACGCAGGUGAUGAGGGAGAUGGAGCUUCACAGCCAAGACAAUCUCUCCCUUGCCAGCACUGAGACCCCUCCUCCCCUCUACCUCCCACCCCUCCACCCCAGUCAUCACCACUAUGGCAUGCAGAGGAUCGUAGACCCCCUGGCUCGGGGUCGUGCCUUCCGCAAUGUGGAAGAAGUAGACGGCUUGAGCGCCCUGCAAACUCCCAUGACGCCCGGCACAGCUUCCCUCUGCUCAUUUUCCAGCUCCCGCUCCGCCCUCAAUCGUCUCCCACGACGACGCAAGCGAGAAUCUGUCGCGGUCAUGAGUCUCAAAGCGGCGGCGGCGCUAAUGAAGGGCCGGACGUUAGGCGAGAGCACCGCUGGGCGGCGCCGCAGACGGAGUUUCAUGCCUCCUAGUUUCUUCGAAGAUGACACUGCGGAUUUCCCCGAUGACCUAGAUACUUCUUUCUUCACCAGAGAAGGCCUGCAGGAUGAGUUGUCCAGCUAUGCUGACGAGGUUUUUGAGACUCCAUCGGAGGCUGCCCUCAAACAGCUGGAUGAGAGCGAGCUCACGGGAAGCGCUCUGGAUAGGAAUGAACUAGAGAGGAGUCAUCUCAUGAUGCCUUUAGAGCGAGGGUGGCGGAAGGCAAAAGCGGGCUCUGCGGUCCAACCCAAAGUCCGCCUGAAGCAGGAGGUGGUGAGCGUCAACAGCCAUCAGCAGCGAGGGCAAAGAAUCGUGGUUCCGGUUAAGAAGCUUUUUGCCAGAGAGAAGAGGCCGUACGGGCUGGGCAUAGUCGGACGUCUCACUAACCGGUCGUAUCGCAAACGCAUAGACAGCUACGUCAAGCGGCAGAUUGAAGACAUGGAUGAUCACAGGCCUUUUUUUACCUACUGGAUCACCUGCGUCCACCUGCUCAUUACCAUUCUGGCUGUCACCAUUUACGGUAUUGCCCCUAUCGGCUUCUCGCAACACGAAACUGUCGACUCGGUAAGUAAACUGUUCGACUUUUAUAAGGGUUUAAUGCUGCUUUGUUACAAAUUUUUGAAUAUUGAUUUUAUUUUUGAGGUGCUGAGGAACAAGGGGGUUUACGAAAACGUGAAGUUUGUGCAACAGCAAAACUUCUGGGUGGGUCCGAGCUCUGAAGCGCUGAUUCACCUGGGAGCCAAGUUUUCCCCGUGCAUGCGUCAGGAUGAAGAGAUCCACAAGCUGAUCCAGGAGAAGCGAGCACUGGAGAGAGAGUCGGGCUGCUGUGUGAGGAAUGAUCGCUCCGGCUGCCUGCAGACUCUACAGGAGGAGUGUUCGAGCACACUGGCAGUGUGGGUGAAGUGGCCUCAGCACCCCAGUGCUCCUUCUUUGAACAGUAAACUCCGGCAACAUGGUGCCGUUUGCCAUCAGGACCCCAGAAUCUGUCUGGAGCCAGCCUCUGUUUCACCGCAUGAGUGGCCGGAUGACAUCACUUCUUGGCCUGUUUGCACAAGGUUCAACUCCGGGAAUCACACUAACCUCCCCCACAUUGAUUGCACCAUCACAGGCCGGCCCUGCUGCAUCGGAACCAAAGGACGGUGUGAAAUAACUUCUAGAGAGUAUUGUGAUUUUAUGCAUGGCUACUUCCACGAGGAGGCUACUCUCUGCUCACAGGUGGCUUGCAUGGAUGAUGUCUGCGGUUUGCUGCCUUUCCUCAACCCAGAGGUCCCUGAUCAGUUCUCUCGGCUCUGGUUGUCCCUGUUUCUUCAUGCUGGAAUUCUGCACUGCUUGGUUUCAGUGUUGUUCCAGAUGACGGUGCUGAGGGAUAUAGAGAAGUUGGCUGGCUGGCUCAGAAUCUCUAUCAUCUACAUGCUCAGUGGCAUCACUGGCAACCUGGCCUCUGCCAUCUUCCUGCCCUAUAGAGCAGAGGUGGGUCCUGCUGGCAGCCAGUUCGGCAUCCUGGCUUGUCUUUUCGUGGAGCUGUUUCAGAGCUGGCAGAUCCUCGAGCGACCGUGGCGAGCGUUUGCUAAGCUGUUGGCCAUCUCUGUGUUCUUCUUCUCUUUCGGUUUGCUUCCCUGGAUCGACAACUUUGCCCACAUCUGUGGUUUCGUUUCCGGAUUCUUCCUGUCCUUCGCCUUCCUCCCAUACAUCAGCUUCGGCCGUUCUGAUAUGUACCGAAAGCGAGUCCAAAUCUGCGUCUUCCUGCUGAUCUUCCUGGGUCUGUUCUCCGCUCUGGCCGUUCUCUUCUACAUCUACCCCGUGAAGUGCGACUGGUGCGAGUACCUCACCUGCAUCCCCAUCACAGACAAGUUCUGUGAGAAGUACGACCUAAAUGCACACCUCCUCUGACUGUUAGUCCUUGGAGUCCAAGCUGAUGUCCACUGAUAAGAUAGGAGGUGCUUGGUAGCACUUACGACUGAUAAAACCAUCAGUAUUUCUAGAUUUUGUACGGACUGGUGAAUUCCAGAUGUAUUUUUUAAUAUACAAAACAACCUGCAUGAAAGCCUUCAGGAGUUUGACUGAAUAUAUUAAUAUGCAUGAAAACAAGGAGAACAGUGGACUAAUAAAUGAUCUGUGUGUGACUGAUCAGCUAAUCAGUGUCCACUUGCAUUGGCCAGUAAAAGUACACCUUAGUGGCCACAUGGAAGUUUUAUUUGGUACUUUUUUACCCAGCAGUCACAGCUUCCUGGACGCUCUGCCAUGAACUCUAAGGACACGAGGCUCUAAAUUCAUCAGCGUGCCUUACUGAAACAGCACAGCCUCUGACUUUAACGUCUGGGGAAACUGCUUUCAGACACAAAUCAUGUCAAAUAUGUUUUUUACUUCAGUAUUUGGAGGCUGGAAUGCCAUUUUUGUUUAUUUGUUUACCACUCUGGAAACCACAGCCUUUAAAGCACUCCAGUCACAAAUGGAUGUUCUGUUUUUUUAAUAUUCACCUCUUUUUUUAUAUAUGUUUACAAAAAACAACAACAACAACAAAACAAAAACAGGUGGGUUCAUGUGCUCAAUUGUAGAAAGCUGUUAAAAGGUGAAUUUGUGUAUGUGUGUGUUUUAUUAAAAGUGGUGGCGUUUUAGCUACCUGGCAAUGAACACAAGAGGACAAAA
Oreochromis aureus is the source of this 3911-nucleotide messenger RNA. It is a transcript of the gene rhbdf1b, whose product is annotated as rhomboid 5 homolog 1b (Drosophila). The coding region runs from base 366 to 3155 and encodes 929 amino acids. Gene Ontology annotation, biological process: regulation of protein secretion; regulation of epidermal growth factor receptor signaling pathway. Lineage: Eukaryota; Metazoa; Chordata; Actinopteri; Cichliformes; Cichlidae. The transcript has 19 exons. Gene Ontology annotation, molecular function: serine-type endopeptidase activity. The record is from RefSeq and is a predicted model, not a curated record. Gene Ontology annotation, cellular component: endoplasmic reticulum membrane.